AUGGAGUCAACACCUCUUGUCAUCAAUACUUUCAGGGAGCGCAAUCUCCCGGUCGAUCGAAAUAAGGUCUUGUCAGUCUUCAGUAAUGCGGCAGGCGCUGCAGCUCAUGCCAAGUGGGUGACGGAGCAUAUCGCCAGCGAGUUACUAUUGUCACAAGAAGAGUUUACAUUACAUUCUGCUCUCGAGAAAUCGAAUGUCCUGAGCAAACUACUCAAUAAUCGAAGUACGCGCACAACUCGGCCAAUUCUCGAAGAAGAACUUCAGCAAGCGAUCGAUUCACUUAACGCUUCUACGACCGCAAUCCUACGGCAGAAGAAGAUAUUCUCUUCAAAAUGCGAAACUAUGAACAGACAGCUUCAUCAGAAGGAAAAAAGAGAGCUCGGGUUCAAGAGGGAUGCAGAAAGAUUGCGUUUGAAGACUCUAUCCGGGAGGCAGACUGCUACAGCCGUAUUUCUUGAGACCUCUCUUGAGCUGGAACUCGACGUCAAAUUGGAAUUGGAGAAGGUAGCAACAGAAGGGAGAAAAUUACUCUCUUCUCUGACUACUCGAUUGAAGGACGAUGAAAAAACCCUCGCACACCUUGAAAGAGUUGCCCACGGGCUUGAGUAUGUUGGGAACGAUGCUUCUAUUUCCAGGCAGGCUACGGAUCUGGGUGUACAUCAUGCUCAGUAUGUCGCAGGAGAGAUACAGCACCGUCUUGACCGCCUAUACUUGGAAACUGUACAGAAGGUCCAUGGGGUGAUGCAGGACGAGACAACACAGGCAGACUCUGAUGUAUCGGAAGCCCUCGAAGAAGAGCUGGGGUCAUUGUACUCUGAGAUAGGCAUCCUCGCAGAAUUGUCUACUAGACAGCAACUUGUCGAUCCCAUACAUCGCGAAAUCCAAUCGCAACACGGUGCGCUAUGUGCAUCCUCGAAUCAGAAACUGCACCUUCUCGGAGGCAUUCUUUCGCAGAUGGUAUUGACAACGAGAGAGUGUACCAAAGGAUUACAGGAGCAGGAUUCGUCUUGCGGGACACUUGAAGCCUUUACUGCUGCAUAUAAGACUGAAAUAGGCGAGCUGCUUCUGGUCUCAUCUGCUCCAAAGCGGAGGACAUUGAAGACCCAAGUCGCACUGGCAGCGUCUCUAAAUAUUCCUUCAAGAAGCCAUUAUGUCCCGCUCUCCGAGGUCCAAGCUCUCGCAGGUCUGAUACGCAGAAUGGGCUUAACCCUGGACAACCUAUCACUCGAAGCAAGAGGUGGGCCCUUGAAAAGUUUGCAGGAAAAGAGACGCAAUCUCGUAGAGUCUUCAAAAGGUUAUGGCUUGGCUGCAGAUUCGCCACUGAAAGCGGCUUUGUUUCCUACCGAUUCGGCAAUCCAAUUUCUUCUGCCUCGACUCCAAACCAGUUCGGGUUCCAAGGCGUCACUCUCCAAUAUUGACCAUAAGCUCCUGAUUUCUGAACUUGAAGCGGAACUAGAACGUAUUCAGGAAAAGGUGAAGAGACUGAAGCCUGAUAUGCUUUCUGAACGCGAUUCAUGCCUGCAAAUAUUUUUGAAGAGAUGGGAAGGACAGGUAUCUCAUAUCUAAGACAUGAAUAUGAUGCAAAAUUUGAUAAAGAACUUCGGUCUUGCACAUGUACGAGUCUUAGUGAACUGUCCAUGAGCGAAUGAAGCUCCAAAUUAGUAUGACGGCUAGUGUCGCUCUCGUGGCUCUCUUCAUAAUCCCUGAGCUCGACAAUCGAUGAGCGAAAGAAACUGGAGACCCAGGGAUAUCAGAAUUAUUUGCAUCGCAGAGGAUGUAUGAUUGUCGCACUACUCAAGGUCCUCUUUCUGCGAGUCCCGAGCCAUCUGGGGUGAACUAAAUAUAAGAUUAGACCAUCCAUCCCUACGAGGUGUUCGGCGAUUGAAGUGGAAGGGGUUGGGUGCACGAAACCGGACGAACUAAUGUCCGGUCCAUUCUCAUAUUGAGCAAGUCUGCCCGAUUCAGCAUUUGUUUAUGUUUUGG
Messenger RNA from Aspergillus aculeatinus CBS 121060, 1983 nucleotides. RefSeq lists its product as uncharacterized. The coding region runs from base 1 to 1566 and encodes 521 amino acids. The record is from RefSeq and is a predicted model, not a curated record. The transcript has 4 exons. NCBI's taxonomy places the organism in Eukaryota, Fungi, Ascomycota, Eurotiomycetes, Eurotiales, Aspergillaceae.